UUGUGUGUAUUUUCUAUAUGCGUGUGUAUGUGUGAAUUGUGUGCGUGCGUAUAUUUUCGCUUGGCAUUUCGAAUGGACAAUUUUUUAUUAAAUUCAAUGAUACUUCCUUAAUAUUUAGUUAAUGGAGAGGAUAAUUAUACAAUUAAAUUAAUGGCUUCAAACGACGGAAUUCCACCGGCAGUUCCUGGCUUUCCACCAGGUACACCAAAUAUGGCCACAACAUUUGUUCCACCAAUAUUACCAGCGGCUCCAUUUAUUCCACCACCUGGUUUACCACCAGGACCUCCGGGAAUGAUGCCACCACAAUUUUCCAUUCCACCACCAGGUUUUGGAUUUCCAAUUGGCGCCGCACCACCGCCAGAAGCUGGUGUUAUUGCUGCACCACCACAAAUAACAUCACAAGUUGUACCACCGCCGGCGCCAACUCUCAACGAUAUUAAAUCAGUUUCAAAUUUAACGGAGAAAAAAUGCGAUUGGUCAGAACAUAAAGCGCCCGAUGGACGUACAUAUUAUUAUAAUAAUACAACAAAACAAUCAUUAUGGGAAAAGCCAGAUGAAUUAAAAAGUCAAAGUGAACUUUUAUUAUCGCAAUGUCCAUGGAAGGAAUAUAAAUCGGAGAAUGGUAAAGUUUAUUAUCAUAAUGUUGCAACAAAAGAAUCACGUUGGACAAUACCACCUGAAUUAGAUGAAUUAAAAACAAGAAUUGUCGCUGAGGAUGCUGCUGCAGCGGCAGCAGUUGCUGUUGCAAGUGCCACAAAUACCGGUGGAAUUGGUUCAGUUACAAUGCAACGUAUGUCGCCAAAUAUUGCAUCUCUUUCGCAAACAAGUACACCUGAAUCAGGUGGUAAAUCGGCUAUUGAACAGGCAAUGGCGGCAACAUUAGCGGCAAUAAAUAUUCCAACACCACCAUCAAAACCUGACGAUGACAGUAAUUCAGCAAAAGAAUCGGCAAAUGGUAGUCGUACAAGUACACCAGAGCCAAAAAUGCAAUUUAAAGACAAAAAAGAAGCAAUUGAAGCAUUUAAAGAAUUACUCAAAGAAAAAGAUGUCCCUUCAAAUGCAACAUGGGAACAGGCGGUGAAAAUAAUUCAAAAUGAUUCACGUUAUCCACAAAUGAAAAAAUUAAAUGAACGUAAACAGGCAUUUAAUGCAUAUAAAACGCAAAAAUUAAAAGAGGAACGCGAACAAGAGAGAUUAAGAUUAAAAAAAGCGAAAGAAGAUCUUGAGGCAUUUUUACUUGAACCAACCCGAAUGUUAAGUACAACGAAAUAUUAUAAAUGCGAGGAAAUGUAUGGAAAUUUGGAAGUAUGGCGUUCAGUUGGCGAUUCAGAUCGACGUGAUAUUUAUGAGGAUGUUAUAUUUAAUUUAGCAAAACGUGAAAAAGAAGAGGCAAAAAUAUUAAAGAAACGUAAUACAAAAAGAAUGGCACAAGUUUUAGAUGCAUUGACCGAUGUUAAUUAUCGUACAACAUGGCAAGAGGCGCAAGCAUUGCUUAUUCAACAUACAUCAUUUGCUGAGGAUGCCGAUUUAUUGCAAAUGGAUAAGGAGGAUGCAAUUCUUGUUUUUGAAAAUCAUAUAAGACAACUUGAAAAAGAUGAAGAGGAAGAAAAGGAGAGGGAAAAAAAACGACGAAAACGACAGGAGAGAAAAAAUCGUGAUGGAUUUAUUAGUCUUCUUGACGAAUUACAUGAACAGGGAAAAUUAACAUCAAUGUCAUUAUGGGUUGAACUUUAUCCAAUGUUAUCGGCUGAUUUACGAUUUUCAGCAAUGCUCGGUCAAUCGGGUUCAACUCCACUUGAUCUUUUUAAAUUUUAUGUUGCCGAUCUUAAAUCACGUUUUCAUGAUGAGAAAAAAAUAAUACGUGAAAUUUUAAAAGAUCGUAAUUUUGAAGUACAAGUUAAUACAACAUUUGAAGAAUUUGCAACUGUUGUUUGUGAGGAUAGAAAAUCAGCGACAUUAGAUGCGGGUAAUGUAAAAUUAACAUAUAAUUCAUUAUUAGAAAAAGCUGAAGCACGUGAAAAAGAACGUGUUAAAGAAGAAAUGAGGAAAUUUAAAAAACUUGAAUUGGGUUUUAAAAAUUUAUUAAAAACAUUGGGUGUUGAUUAUCAAAUGACAUGGGACGAUGUGAGAAUGAAAAUUGAAGAGGAACCUGAUUUUAAAGCAAUUUCAUUGGAAAGUGAAAGAUUAAGAAUAUUUAAGGAACAUCAACAUGAAUUAGAAGAAAGUUGUAGUCAUCAUCAUAUUCGUAGUCGAAAGAAAAAAACAAAGAAACCUAAACGAAAAUCACGUUCAAAAUCACAUAGUGAUUCCGAAAACAGUGAAAAGGGUCUAAAGAAAAAACGACACAGAUCAAAAUCUGCAAGUGUUGGCAGUAAAUCCGAUAGUUCAGAAUCAGAAACAAAAAAGAAGCGGAGAAAAAAUAAAAAGAAACGUGGCCGCAGUCAUUCGAGAUCACACUCGAGACUUCCAUCGUCUGAAGAAUCGCCCGAUCAACGAAGAAAAGAUGAUAAACAUCGACGAACAUCAAUACAAAGUGACGGCUCAUUAAAUGAAAAUGUCGAACAACAUGAAUUGUCCGAAGAUGAAUUAGAAAAACAAAAAGCACAAAUUCUUCGCGAAUUACAAAUGCAACAGGAAGAAAAUUAAAUAAAUUCUUUAUUAAACAAAGAAAGAAAAAAAAAAGAAAAGAAAGAAAGAAAAAAGAAAAAUAAUUUGAGGUAUUGUUUUUUUUUUAUAUUGACAAUUUCGUAAUAUUAAACAUUUUUGCAAUUUAACAA
Molecule: messenger RNA, 2777 nt
Organism: Leptopilina boulardi
Lineage: Eukaryota; Metazoa; Arthropoda; Insecta; Hymenoptera; Figitidae
Gene: Prp40
Product: pre-mRNA-processing factor 40 homolog A
Exons: 8
Coding region: 151-2646 (831 amino acids)
Biological process (GO): mRNA cis splicing, via spliceosome
Cellular component (GO): U1 snRNP; U2-type prespliceosome
Molecular function (GO): protein binding; RNA binding
Source: RefSeq, a predicted model, not a curated record